AUGCAGCACCCACCAUCGCCAGACGGCCCCCUCCCCCACGGGCCCGCGCCCCACGCUGAGCCUCCCUUCCCACACCCCCACCCUCACCCCCCCCCCCACCAACAGUGCGGCGUCAACCCGCACCAGCUGGGUGUCAUCACGCCGUACGAGGGGCAGCGCGCCCACGUCACCAGCACGCUGCUGCGCCAGGGGCCGCUGCGGCAGGACCUGUACCGCGCCAUAGAGGUCUCCAGCGUGGACGCGUUCCAGGGCCGCGAGAAGGACUACAUCGUGGUCUCAUGCGUGCGCUCCAACGAGGCGGGCGGCAUCGGGUUCCUGGGGGACCCCCGCCGCCUCAACGUGGCGCUGACGCGCGCGCGCUACGGGCUAGUGCUGCUUGGCAACCCGCGCGUGCUGGCGCGGUCGCCGCUGUGGGGCGCGCUGCUGGCGCACUUCAAGGAGCAGGAGCUGCUGGUGGAGGGCCCCCUCACCAACCUGAAGCCCAGCCUCGCGCAGCUGCCCCAGCCCAAGCGCCGCUUCGACCGCGCCGCCUUCGGCAUCGACUCGGCGCCCGGCCUCGGCGGCCUCGGCGCCGUCGGCCGCUUCCACCCAACAGAGCGUGUCGGCGACCCGCUGCCUGGCGCCCACGCGCACGCGCCCGGCGGCGGUGGCGGUGGCGGGCACGACGGCGGCGGCGGUGCGGCCGCCAACGGCGCGGGGGCGGCGGCGGCUGCUGGGCUGGGCGUGGGCGACCCCGUGGCGCGGCCGGGGUUCAGCCCUUUCGUGGGCCCGUCAUACGCCAUCCCCUCCCCGGGCGUCAUCGGGGACGGCGGCAAGCAGCGCCGCGGCGGGGGCAGCGGCGGCGGCGCCGGCGGCGGCGGCGCGGGGCUGGCGGUGGGGUCGAGCCAGCUGGCACUGGGGCUGCAGACCCAGCUGGACAUGGGCGGCAGCAUCGGCGGCGCGCAGGGGGCGUCCUUCCUUCUGGGUGGCCUCGGCGGCGGGUUCGGCACGCAGGACUUUGGGGCCGGCGCGACCCAGGCGGACGGCGGCGCGGGCGGCUUCCUGAGCCAGGCGCCGGCCGGCGCCGCGUUUGGCGGGAACCUGGGCGUCGGCGGCGGCCAGGGGCGCCCGCGGUGA
This is a messenger RNA of Monoraphidium neglectum, 1116 nucleotides long. RefSeq names its product putative Regulator of nonsense transcripts 1 like protein. Gene Ontology annotation, biological process: nuclear-transcribed mRNA catabolic process, nonsense-mediated decay. Gene Ontology annotation, molecular function: RNA helicase activity. The transcript is spliced from 3 exons. Gene Ontology annotation, cellular component: cytoplasm. NCBI's taxonomy places the organism in Eukaryota, Viridiplantae, Chlorophyta, Chlorophyceae, Sphaeropleales, Selenastraceae. The coding region runs from base 1 to 1116 and encodes 371 amino acids. The record is from RefSeq and is a predicted model, not a curated record.